AUUAGCACGCUAUCCCCUACAAAUUAAAUCCAUAUAACGAGAAACAUAGAAGGUGGCCAAGGUAAUGGACAACGAAGAUCAUAGAGGAAGAAGAGAGAACAAAUAUCGAGGCAUACGACGAAGACCAUGGGGAAAAUAUGCAGCGGAGAUACGUGAUCCUAAUAGAAAUGGCACACGUCUCUGGCUAGGUACUUUUGAAACAGCUGAAGAGGCGGCCCGAGCUUAUGAUCGGACCGCUUUUUCUCUGAGGGGCCAUCAGGCCAUCCUCAACUUCCCUAACGAUGGACAUUAUCAUACCAAUAAUCAUACUAAUGUACCUCUAGGUCCUGGACCAAGCUACACUUCCUCGAUGGGAAACGUGCACGUGUCAUCAUCUUCUUCUUCUUCUUCAACUACUAGUUCUCAUCAUCAACAAGAGGAUGUGAGAUUGGAGGGACAUGAAAAUGGAGAGAAGGUUGAAUUUGAGUAUUUGGACAAUAAUCUUCUCGACGAGCUUCUUGGCUCACAAGUUCAUUGUCAGGCUAAUAAACGGCCCAAGUUUUAGAUUGUUUCGAAAAGCUUGAAAUGUUUAGGCCCUUUAUGGACCUUCUUAAUCUGUUAGUUGCAUGUUAUUUCCAAUUCCUUUAAUUUUUUUCUACUACUUAAUUUUACGUCCAACUUGCUUUGCUAUAUCUGUUGUAUUUUAUCAUGAUCAUUUAUUUCUAUACUCAUAAGUUAAGAGGAUGAUCCAAAUGUUUUGACAGAGACAUAUAACCCCUAAUUGAUAACCCUCUUUUUAUGUACUGA
Messenger RNA from Lycium barbarum (goji berry), 786 nucleotides. RefSeq names its product ethylene-responsive transcription factor ERF098-like. Lineage: Eukaryota; Viridiplantae; Streptophyta; Magnoliopsida; Solanales; Solanaceae. The coding region runs from base 65 to 544 and encodes 159 amino acids. The record is from RefSeq and is a predicted model, not a curated record. Gene Ontology annotation, biological process: regulation of DNA-templated transcription; ethylene-activated signaling pathway. Gene Ontology annotation, molecular function: DNA binding; DNA-binding transcription factor activity. The transcript has a single exon.